Messenger RNA from Lontra canadensis (Northern American river otter), 1207 nucleotides. RefSeq names its product phosducin like 3 (gene PDCL3). Gene Ontology annotation, biological process: positive regulation of gene expression; angiogenesis; protein folding. Gene Ontology annotation, cellular component: cytoplasm. The coding region runs from base 119 to 841 and encodes 240 amino acids. The transcript is spliced from 6 exons. Lineage: Eukaryota; Metazoa; Chordata; Mammalia; Carnivora; Mustelidae. The record is from RefSeq and is a predicted model, not a curated record.
GAGGGCGGGGCGAAGGCCGGGCUGGGAGAAGAGGCGGGGUGACGGCUCCGCGCGUGCGCGGAAGAGAGCUGAGGGGCGGGGUCGCUGCUGAGGCCUGGGUUGAGCGAUUUUAGACAAGAUGCAGGACCCCAAUGCAGAUACUGAGUGGAAUGAUAUCUUACGCAAAAAGGGCAUCUUGCCCUCAAAGGAAAGUUUGAAAGAUUUGGAAAAGGAGGCGGAAGAAGAAGAACAGCGAGUCCUUCAGCAGUCAAUUGUGAAAACAUAUGAAGAUAUGACUUUGGAAGAGCUGGAGGAUAAUGAAGAUGAAUUUAAUGAGGAAGAUGAACGUGCUAUUGAAAUGUACAGGCAGCAAAGACUGGCUGAGUGGAAAGCAACUCAACUGAAGAAUAAAUUUGGAGAAGUCUUGGAGAUCUCAGGAAAAGAUUAUGUUCAAGAAGUUACCAAGGCUGGCGACGGCUUGUGGGUAAUCUUGCACCUGUAUAAACAAGGCAUUCCCCUCUGUGCCCUCAUAAAUCAGCACUUCAGUGGACUUGCCAGGAAGUUUCCUGAUGUCAAAUUUAUUAAAGCCAUUUCAACAACCUGCAUACCCAAUUAUCCUGAUAGGAAUCUGCCUACAAUAUUUGUGUACCUUGAAGGUGAUAUCAAGGCUCAAUUUAUUGGACCUCUGGUGUUUGGUGGCAUGAACCUGACAAUAGAUGAGUUGGAGUGGAAACUGUCAGAGUCUGGAGCAAUCAAGACAGACUUGGAGGAAAACCCUAAGAAACCAAUUGAAGACGCUUUGCUAUCCUCAGUGCGGUGCUCCAUCCCCACAAGAAGGGAUAGUGAUUCUGAGGAUGACUAAGACUAUGGCCUCGGUAAUGUGCCAGACUUCCUUGAUGUGACAAAUCCUCUGGAUUUUUUUAAAAAAGAAAAAGUAGAAAUGCUUUUUGGCUUUUAGCCUUUUUAUAAUUAUGUUUCACAUCUCAUAGAUCUCAGAAAUCAUCAUUGCUGGGAGUCCUAUUAUGUUUCUUAGAACUCACUUUUUAAAUUAAUAACCUUUCCUUAAAAAAAAAAAAUAAAAACCAGCUAUUGGUAUGGCAGAUGUCUAUGUUUUCCUCACUUAUAUUUUAAGCUAUAAAACUGUCUGUUCACCAUUUGUCCACAUAUAACUACAUAAGAGGGAAUGUGGAGUGUUUUUUAAAUAAUGUGACCAAGUUUACAGUGAAAA